Molecule: messenger RNA, 5448 nt
Organism: Vanessa tameamea
Lineage: Eukaryota; Metazoa; Arthropoda; Insecta; Lepidoptera; Nymphalidae
Exons: 16
Coding region: 722-2413 (563 amino acids)
Biological process (GO): autophagosome-lysosome fusion
Source: RefSeq, a predicted model, not a curated record
GCGGGCUCGCCGAGCGUUGGUCGUAUGUGUAUUAUGAAUUCGGUCAUUGUUUGCAACCAUUGUAUUUAGAAAAAUGAUACGAAAAAUUACUGUGUACAACCAUAGUUUCAAUACAUUCGCUAAAUUAUAGCCAAUCAAAAGUGUCACGGAUUAAAAAUCUUGUUUUACGUGCGGUAUCAAGCCGUUAGAUAGUAAAAUAAUGAAUUUCACACGCUGCCGCAGUCUUCUGUUUGAAUAGUCGUGAACCUUGUGGAAUCGAUUUUUAGAUGUUAUUAAUGAAAUUACUUAGGUGCUUGUGGGUGAUAUUGUUGUAAAAACGAACCUGUUCCAGUGGACUACCGUUACGUUGACUUUUCGACCGUAGUUGAUCGUGGCGGGCUCAAAAUCGAUAAAGAUAAUAAAAAAUGCAUAUUUUCCCCAUGGUUUCAUAAAGGUUCGGUUCAAUACAGUGCCGGCACGAAUAUCGCGGGCGAAUGCUGUCCAUUCAAAUAAUCCAUCUGUUACUGAUAACUGCAGUGCGUUAUUGUUUCUGAUGUCGAAGUGAUGUGAUAUAGAAUCUUAGAUUAUUUUACAAAGGAAAUCCGACGAGGAAAGAUACAAGAUCGGAACGCGAAUGAAUUCACGAAAAAUAAAUUCAAGAACUUCAAGAAAACUAUAUGAUUUAAUGUCAAUAUUAUGUGAUAAAGAGUGUCGACGUGUGUAGUGUCGACCAUUUUGUGUUAUGGCGGCCAUUUUGAAUAUGUUUCGGGUUAGAGUCGGCGGUAUGGUGUUACGUGUGGUGCUUCUGUUGUCGAUAGCCGUGUACUCCUCUUACGGUGGAGGUUGCACGUUUCCCGCCGAGUGGACGGGUAGCUGGUUCCAGUCCGGUAGUCAGGGAUUAAUAGCCAUCAACUCGACACACAUACAGUUGAAGGGAGAGUGUUCAGAAACUGAAUCGUACGACAAGUUCCUAUUAUACGACAGGAGCUUCGACUGCUACAGGUGUAUGGUCAUACAUGAGAAGCACAAGUAUGUGCUGCAAUAUAAAGAAACGUUCUGCAGUCAGAAAGAUUCGCUUUCGUCGAUUUGCGACGAGAUCAGCGGCGACGCGCCGUUGUACUCCAUGUUCAGGAAGGAGCCAAGACCUGAACCCCAGCCUUGUCCCUUCCAUCCUGCGCCCUUCACGUUCACGUACAGCAGGGGUUCGGGAGAUUGUGCGUAUCCACCAUCCCGGGCGGAAUCCUGCACGGAUGACUCGAGGCUGCUGCUGAGAUACAUGGCCUGUCCAGAUGUACCCGGCACGGAGAGCAAUGUGGAAGAGUUGGUGUGCCUGGCGACUUGGAAGGAAGGUUCAACGAGGUACCUCGUGGGCCAGAUCUCGCAAGUGCAGAGGAGGAACACCAUUGCUUCGGAUGAAGACACUUAUAGAUGUUUCAUCUACAAGGGUCAGCACGGCGAGAAGAGUACGUCGUAUAUAAUAGCUCAGUCCGGCGACGCGACCUGCAACGGCCUGUCGUCGCCCACGGACGGCAGUCGGACUAUGAAACUAACUACGAGUGACGACGAACACAACCGCUGUCAUUUCCCCAGCUGGAUCGUGGAUCAUCAUAAAUGGUUCAGCCUCGACCAUACCCAUCAGUACCACUUCACCACCAAGAAUGCGACCCUCAAGAUAAUGAACACGGACGGUUCUUUCGAAGAGAAGCGACUCGUGUGUCACUCUAUACUGGAACAGAAGGAUAAGAAGCACAUUAAACUGGUGGCGCACGUCACUAAAGGCUGCAUGUCAGGUCACGUCUGCCUCAAGUUCUUCCGGCGCGAAGGGAACAUCCUGGAACUGCAGCAGGGCUCCGAGCUGUGGGAGCAGCCGCAGGACGCGUGUGCGGAGUCCGGGAACCCGCCCUUCGUCACGCUCAUCACGACUUCCCUGUCCCCGCAGCCCUGCCCGCUCGCCGGGCGGUACUCCGUGCGGGUCGCGCGCACGCGGAGACGCCGAGACGUGUUUGGGUCCGUAGACGAGUCUCAGUCGGCGGUGGCGCCCUGCGCGGGGGCGGAGCCCGACAGCGCGCGCGUGGGCUGCGGCCGCGAUCGCGACACCAUCGAGCUGCGCUCCGCCUGCGCCUCCACCGCGUACACGUGCUACGGCAGCUGGCGCGAGGGCUCGCGCGGGUUCGUGGUGGCCGCCCCGCGGGCGCGCCCGCCCGCCACGCUGUGCCUCGUCUACACGCUGCGGAACGAGACGGGCGGCGCGGUGUCGCUGUGGCUGAGCGCGCGGCGCGCGUGCGAGCGCGGGGCGCCGCGCCGGGACGCGUACGACCUCAGCGGGAACGGCACGUGCGAGCAGAGCAGCAAAUACAACAGCGCCGGAGUGCGAGCGGGACAGUCCGCCCGUUGGCUCGCAGCGCUCGGCGCGCUGUACGUCGCCGCCAGGUGAUAUGAACGCUGGACGGACGACCGCUAGAUUCGCUGCACAGUUUCAAGUUCAUCGGGGUAUUAAGACUGCUUUACAAUUGAUACCGAUCGAUAAAUUAAUAUACGUUUUGGUUUUCCUUUAAGAAAUAUUUAAAAACUACAAUCGUCUUAGGGAUUCGUGAUUUUGAUUUUACUUUAAUAUUUCGUAUUGUAUUUUAAUAAAUCUGCGAUUUUAUAAGUAAAGGAUUUGAUAGUUGAAAUUAAUGGAAUCUACCUGAUAUGUUGAAUUGAUUCGAACUGCCUCCCAAGUAUCGUACAACCAAUUAUAUAACACGUACUCGACUUCAAUACAUUAUCAAAGAAUAGUUUACUUUUCCUUUAGUGAAUUCUUUGUCAAAUUGUGAUUAUAAUAUAUUUAUAUUAAAUAAACUCGAAGUAUAUAUACACACACACACAAACACAUAAUUCUAGUUAUAUUAAAUUACAAACAAUGAUAAAAGCACUAAAAUCGUUACUAAACUAACUAAUAUUAAAAAUGCGGAAGGCUGUUUGUUUGUUACGCUUUUAAGACAUAACUACUUAACUUAUCACUAUAAAAUUUAGCAUACAGGUCAGGGGAACUAGAGGAUAUAGUUCCCAACGCUUAAAUAGACCCCCCCCCCCCCACACACACAUACAUACACUCGGGUGGGAAUCUAGGAGAAUAUAAUUGGAUGCAAGUAUUUUGGAGGCGACGAUUUUAAUUGUUAAUUUAAUAGCAUUUCCAGAAAAGUUCUAAUGAUUUGUGAAAUGGAAUCUUAAUACUUUUGAGAGUCCGUACUGUUUUUUUUUUCGAGUAUUUUGUGUUUUCUCUUAGAUAAUGUAUGAUUAUUUAAUAUUUAUUGAUUAAUUAUUACUAUUAUUAAUUAAUUAUUCAAUCGGGUAACCGUUUUUUCUGAGUAAAAAAAAUAUAUUAAAUUAAUAUUUUCUAAAUUUUUACGUCUGGCAAUAUUUCGUUUUCAAUGUCGAAACUUAAGCCGGUUCUAACUGGUUUGUCAAUAGAUUUGGUUAUAACAAAUACGAAAGUGUCGUUUCAGACGAAUUCAUUAUAUUUGUUAACAGUUUCACUUGCAAAAACCCAGUGUGAUUUAGUUUUAAUUUUUUAAUGUUAUUUUUCUAAACAAGCAACGCCAUCUAUGUUUUUUUUUAAUUUUUCUACUCAUUUAAAACGGUUACAAUUGUAACGUGGGGUUGUAUUCUAUAUUUAAUUGUCAGGGGGAGUAAAGAUAAACAAACUAAGAUUCGCAUUCCGUGCGAUUUGUUAACAGCCCUGGAAUAUUACGACAAAAAGUUAUUGUUGAAUUACAACACUAUUCCGACAACAGCUUCACUGAGAUUGAGAACGCCAUUUUUUCAUGAAUCCACAAUGUUCAGAGGAUAAUUAUAAGGUAUUCAAACAUAGAUUAUAUAGAUCUUGAUCAGUGACGUCAUCUCAAUGUCAAGGUCAGCCGUUUGUUUAUCUUCGCUCCUACGAUAGGGAACCGGUGUACGAAAUUAUGGUUUUAAUACUCAAGAGAAUUAUGACUAUUUUUGAAUGAACAUGCCGACUGCGUGCCCAUAUCCACCUGUAUUGUAACUUUUAGGUUAGUCGGGAACUAAACAGAGUUAAAAGGAAACGAAGAAACGUGAUCAUAAUGUAAAUAUAAGAUGAUUUUAAGAAAUGAAAUAAAUAUGCAUUUUUAAUGUUUCGUAUGUAUUUUUUGAGAUUAGGCAUUAUGUCCCGGAGAAUUAGAAAAAAAAAUUGAAUGGACAAUUGUUACCAUUUUGUACUUUUUGGGACUUAAUAUUUAUAAUGUAUAUUAUUGAUAGAAAAAAAAAAAAACGCUUUUCCAGUAUACAUUUGUACGGUAUGCUAUACAGUUUAACGUUAAGUCUAAAUUAUUAAAUAGAUAGACUAAAAUGUAGGAGAAUUGUGCUCAGCGUUAUAAGUUUUAAACGUCCAGUUUAUUUUUACUUUGCACGCGUUGUUACCGAAGUGUGAACUGAACGAACAGGUGUUGAUUAAAUACAUUAUUCUGAGUGAAAUUCAAUAUAAUUAUUAAAUGGAUGAAUACUUUUCUAGUUCACACGUUUCUUGUCAUGUUUUCGUGUGAUUGUAAUUGAGUACAACUAAUACUGUUAGAACUUUUCUUUAGAUUUCUUUGACGUCGAAAUAUGAGAAAUAUAUCUAAAGUCAAUGGAGGGCUAAGGGCAGAGGGCUGUUUAAUUUUGUUGCAGUUGGCAACCCCAAACGAGUGAGGUCCUGAAACUGUCUUUGAAUGAGAUCAGUUUGUGCGGCAGAGCCGAUAAAUUUGGUUUUAUUUUGAUAGUAACUAAAAAAAUUAAAUAUUUAUUAGUAGUCCCAGUGUUGCCCAGUCAUAUAGUGUUAAAAAUGUACAUGUUACAAAAAUCGCCUAAAACAGUCUUUGGUAGCGAUGCGCAGGAAUAACUGUACUUCCUAGAAUAUUUACAGCCGUCAGUCGGACCAUCCGCGAUAAAACCUCAUUCAUUUGACAUUUGUAGAGACCUUACUCGACACUAGCGCCUCUCGCGGCGAAUUCACGCGAUAGCCCUCAUUGGUGAUAUUGUUUGACACUGACGUCGAAUACUUUUCGCGCCAUUAUUUUUUUCAUUAGCUUUUUAAAAGACGCUUCACGCGAACGCUAUACAUAAAAAAUCCUGACCAAUAGUAGGUAAAAUAUAAUUGCUCAUAAAAUAGUGUGAAAUUUUAUUUGUGAUAUAAAAAUUACUUAAGGAUAAAAAAAAAUAUGUAAAUAAUUACUAGACUCGAGUUCCUGACAUUUUUUCUUUUCCGACUUUUUUGUGAUAAUUUUUGAAUAUUCGAAAAUAGUUUGUAAGUGAAGAAUUGAAUAUGUCAAUGCUUGCCUACACAGACCUAUUAAAAAAAGAAUAUAAAACCUAGCCGAAAAAGAUAUUGUAAAUAAAUUUAGCCUAUAAUUUAUAUACCAAUAUUUUAUAAGUGUAACGCAUUUAAAAAAAAAUACAGGACGAAAGUAUUAAUUUAAAAAAAAAAAAUAA